Messenger RNA from Rhopalosiphum padi (bird cherry-oat aphid), 1836 nucleotides. RefSeq names its product acetyl-coenzyme A transporter 1-like. The record is from RefSeq and is a predicted model, not a curated record. Gene Ontology annotation, molecular function: acetyl-CoA transmembrane transporter activity. Gene Ontology annotation, cellular component: membrane. NCBI's taxonomy places the organism in Eukaryota, Metazoa, Arthropoda, Insecta, Hemiptera, Aphididae. Bases 45 to 1625 code for a protein of 526 amino acids. The transcript is spliced from 9 exons.
GUGUUUUGCGUGCAAAGAGUGAAUAGUGAAUCUAAACAGUAAACAUGGCGGUACCACGAGUAGAAGAUGAACAAGAACAUCUUUCAGCAUUGACAGUAGCCGAUGAUUCGAAUUCGGCCGAUGUUCCGAAUUUGAAAGGCGAUUGGCAUAACAUUUUUAUAUUGUUAGUGCUGUAUACAAUGCAAGGCAUAGCAGGUUUCGGUCUCUAUAAAGGAGUGAUGAUAAUAAUGCAAGCCAACAAACACAUAACUUAUAAAGAUCAGGCUCUUCUUAGUAUAGUUACAUGGCAAUCUAGCUUGAAAAUGAUCUGGGCACCUUUAGUAGAUGCGUUCUGUAUACAAAAAAUGGGAAGACGAAAAUCUUGGCUAAUACCUGUUCAAUAUUUAAUUGGAGGAUGUUUCAUUUAUAUAGGCAAUAAUAUUAACGAAUGGUUACCAGAAACGGAAAAGCCAGACGUAUUGAAAUUGUUUUACGCGGUUUUCUUCGUUCAAAUCUUGGUAGCCACACAAGACAUAGUUGUAGACGGUUGGGCACUAACAAUGCUAAAGAAGAAUAACGUGGUGUAUGCAUCAACUUGCAAUGGAGUAGGCGCACUACUGGGCAUAAUGAUGGGCUCCUUUUCUCUCGUUUUGUUCACAUCAGAAAAUUUUUGUAACAACUACUUACGAUUUACACCGGAUACAGGUGGAAUAGUGACCAAAGAAUAUUUUUUUUACUGUUUGGCCGUUCUUUUUAUUUUAAUAACAACAUUGAUUUUAAUCUUCAAAAAAGAAAAAGAAUACAGGUCAGAGGACAACUACAUAAAGCUCAACGUUAUUCAAAGUUAUCUACUGAUAUGGGAUAUUUUAAAAAAACCUAGUAUCCAGGUAUUGCUGACUGCAUUGUUGACAGCAGAGAUUGGAUUCGCUACAACUGAACAAAAUUUAUUUAUUUUAAAACUCAUUGAAACAGGAGUACCAAAAGACAAUAUUAUGGUAAUAAACUCAUCAACAUACAUUGUAAACAUUAUUACUCCAAUCAUUAUAUCAAAAUACACUUCGGGACCUAAACCAAUGAGCGUAUUCUUAAAAGUAACACCCGCCAGAUUACUUUGGAACAUUACGUUUGUUAUAUUUAUAUAUUAUACAACAAAAUUCCUUACAACUUAUGAAAAUAUAGGUUUUCCAAUUUAUUAUUAUGCAGUUUUAGCAAUAUUAUUCAUAAUAAAUAACAUUCUAAGCAUGACCAUGAUAGUGUCUAAAUUAGCUUUAUUUAAUCGUAUAAGUGAUCCUCGUUUUGGUGGUACAUAUAUGACAUUAUUGAAUACGUUUUCUAAUUUGGGAACAUCUUCAUCGACUUCACUAGCGAUUUCAAUGAUAGAUUUUUUAACAUUCAAAGAAUGCCCAUUAAAUUAUAAUAACAAUUGUUCUACAUCAAGUCAAAACAACACGUGCAUAACAAAUGGAAGUAGUUGCAUUGUAACAGUUAACGGCUAUUACGUAGAAUCGGCUCUUUGUAUAUUGUUUGGAAUCGGAUGGUACUAUAUUUUCAGAGGUACGCUUAAAAAGCUCCAAGUAAAGAGCCCUUCUCAUUGGAUGGUCAAUGUAAAAAAUAAUAAAGUGAAGAAAAAUGAAACAACUGAGUAGGUUGAAAAUACACAGUGAAAUUUAUUACCUUGCUCAUGAAUAAAAUAUAAUAGGUCAAUCAAUAAUAGUUUUGCUUUUUAAUAUUUCAUCUUAGGUAAUCCUAGUUUAUCUAUGUUAAUUUUGUAUUGUUAAUUAAUUUAGUUAUCGUCGAUUAUACUUGUACUAAGUUAAGAUAAAUAAUUUAUUAUUAAACGAUAUUAAAUUGUCUCUA